AUGGUUUCUGUUAUAAAAAAAAAAAAAAAACACACACACAAUAUACAGAUGCAGCAGCAGCAAAAGAAGCAGCAGCAGCAACAGCAGCAGCAGCAGCAGCAGGAAGUACAGAUGCAGCAACAGAAGAUCGAGCAGCUGCAACUGGUGCAGCAGCAAAAGGUGCAGCAGCAGCAGCAGCAGCAGAGCAAGCAGCAGCAGCAGCAACAGCAGUAA
This is a messenger RNA of Eimeria mitis, 213 nucleotides long. RefSeq lists its product as uncharacterized. The transcript has a single exon. NCBI's taxonomy places the organism in Eukaryota, Apicomplexa, Conoidasida, Eucoccidiorida, Eimeriidae. The coding region runs from base 1 to 213 and encodes 70 amino acids. The record is from RefSeq and is a predicted model, not a curated record.